AUCCUUCCGUCACGCGACAUCCUACCUUUCCAACCACCACAGCAAACCACACACAUCCGCUCAAUCACAAUGGCUCGCGGCGAGACUCAGCAGACCAAGGUCUACUUCAAGGGCAGCAGCGAGGAGUUCCUCAUCUUCAUUGAUGACGUCGAGACCUACAAGAAGUGGAAGAGCGACAAGAGCGUGCCUCUGGCGCACUUCAUCUCCUCAUUCAAGAUCUUCCUGACCCAUGGCCAAGGACUGCAGGGAACCUACGACACCGCCUCCAAGGCGGCUCUUGAGAACGAGUUCGGCACUUCUGUUGAUGACGAGGUCAUCAAGCAAAUCCUAGAGAAUGGCGAGACCCAGACCUCGGAGAUGCCCGAGCGUCAAGGUACCAAGAACGACUCCAAGGGUCCCAUGGUUGCCCAUUAG
Messenger RNA from Fusarium falciforme, 414 nucleotides. Its product is annotated as SBDS domain-containing protein. The transcript has 3 exons. The record is from RefSeq and is a predicted model, not a curated record. Bases 70 to 414 code for a protein of 114 amino acids. NCBI's taxonomy places the organism in Eukaryota, Fungi, Ascomycota, Sordariomycetes, Hypocreales, Nectriaceae.